This is a messenger RNA of Heterotrigona itama, 767 nucleotides long. The record is from the annotation of a GenBank genome assembly. Lineage: Eukaryota; Metazoa; Arthropoda; Insecta; Hymenoptera; Apidae.
AUGGUCUCUCGUAAAAUAUUUCCUCGAUGGUCAGAGUAUAUGUACAAAGUGCCCGUGCAAAAUUUGGAUUUUAUCAGCUUGCGAUUGCUCGUGCAAUCCACGACAAAAAAGAGGGGAAAAAAGGAAGUCAGGCAAUCGAGAGAAGAAAACUUCCUGGCCUUGAAACAGAACGUACGAAAAGAUUGUCGAGUGUACAAAGUUCCACAAAAACUGUUACUUUCUCCACUUGGAUCUCACUUCUUUUCUUUUUUCAAUCACCAUCCCAUUUUUUUUAGCUUUAUUUCGUCUCAUUGUGUACUCAUCACUUUCGAGAUUGUUCUUCUUCAGUCACUUCCGUUCGUAGAUUGCCGAGGUUUCGACUCGACCAAUGAACCAAUGAAUCGACACAUUGUUCAUUCAAUCGAGGCAAAAGUUUCAGUUGAGAAAUCGCUAAACAUCGAGACGUUUACACGACUAAAAGUUUUUCGCGCCGAUUCGAUCGUCCGUUUGAAAUACGCGGGGCGUUUUACUUUACCGGAUAUUCUAGGACUCGCGACGUUUUGGAAAUUGAGUGGUCGUCGAACGCUUAGGACAGUUGUGCCCUGCCUUGUGAGAUUGAAAUUUGGAAAUCGUUGGAAAUCGAACAAUUGUUUUUGCAACACUCGGAGAUCUGAUGUGCAUUUUUGAUAUUUUUUUUUCUUUCUAUACCUAUAACAUUUAUCAUUGGAAAUUUUUUAAUUCCAUCCAAUAUUAGGAUCUCCAGAUAUAGCUUUUCCUCGAAUGAAUAA